Molecule: messenger RNA, 444 nt
Organism: Macrosiphum euphorbiae (potato aphid)
Lineage: Eukaryota; Metazoa; Arthropoda; Insecta; Hemiptera; Aphididae
Source: the annotation of a GenBank genome assembly
AUGCAACGUGUGUUGGCGUACUGUUUUCGUUUCACCCAUCGAAAUAUUCCUAAGAGCAGUGGACCAAUCACUCGGAUGGAAUACGAACGUGCCCUGAACGCAGCUAUUUUAUGUACGCAAAUGACAUAUUUGUCGGAUCUACAUAAACAGAUCCAAAAUCAAGGUUCCAUAACUCCGACAACGAUAGUCCAGCUCGCUCCCUUCAUCGAUUCAAAUGGAAUCAUUCGAGUUGGCGGAAGAUUAAAAUGUGCAUUAUUAGAUGAAAAUGCAAAAUAUCCUAUUCUUUUGCCGUCUCUUUGGUCGAGCAGCUGUCUUUUUCAAUUUCAGUCAGCAAGUUACAGUAACUGGUGUAUGCAUGUACCCAAGCCAUUUAAGAGAUUAUCCUUUUUGGAAAAUCUUCUUCUGAAAAAACUGUUUCCACUAACUGUUCUACAUGGCGGUUAA